Messenger RNA from Vicia villosa (hairy vetch), 8002 nucleotides. Its product is annotated as F-box/FBD/LRR-repeat protein At5g44980-like. The transcript is spliced from 5 exons. Gene Ontology annotation, molecular function: protein binding. Bases 296 to 1531 code for a protein of 411 amino acids. The record is from RefSeq and is a predicted model, not a curated record. Lineage: Eukaryota; Viridiplantae; Streptophyta; Magnoliopsida; Fabales; Fabaceae.
AGAUAGUGCACAUAACAACAACAACAACAACAAAAAAAAUCAUCAAUCGGAUCCUCUCAAGACAAAAAAUCCCAAGAAUCCGAAAACUCUCGCAACGAAAAGUCACGAAGCUCGUCCUCAUCUUCAUCUUGAACACAAGAGAAACAAGAUUGAAGACUCUCACCUCUUUCUCCUCUCACCAAGAAUCAACGCCUCCUCCCUCUGAGCAACCAACUCCGUCAGCGAUAUCUCUCCGCCGCCCUCUCUCACCGCAACGCGUUCCUUCUCACUCUCUUCUCCAAUAGGUCAUUAAAAAAUGCUUCGUCGGAGUAGUCGGCUUAGCAGAAGGCAGGAUAGAAUAAGUGAAAUUCCUGAUGAAGUUCUCACACAUAUUCUGUCUUUUCUAACCACCAGAAGUGCUAUAGGCACUUCUUUAUUGGCCAAAAGAUUCCGCGGUGUAUGGUUAAACGUGGAAAGCAUUGUUGUUAUGGGAGAAUAUGUCUCGGACCAUAUAUCUGACCAUCGUCUUAAAAGAUUUAUCGACCAUGUUAUGGAAAAAAGAGAAGAGGCAGCUCCUGGGGAAUUUCAUCCCAUCAAAUCUUUUUGCUUUGAAGUUAAAUACUUUGCGAGGGAUAUGGCAUUAGGACUUAGCCACUUGGCAAGUUGGUUAACUAUCUCGAUAAAAAAAAAUCUCCAAAAUCUUCGAUUACAUAUGAAGAGCAUAUCUUGUUAUAAUGUGAUAUAUCCUAUGUUGCCUAUGGCGGUGUCUGGUUGCAAGGGGUUAGUUGACCUCGAACUAGUUCAUUUUAGUUUAGUAGGCUUUUCAUUUGACGGUAUUGAGUUUUCGUUGCUGCAAAAUCUGGUCUUGAAACUAGUUUUGUUUGACUCAAAAAGUUUUUUAGCAUUCCUUGCUAAAUGUAAAGCUGUUAAAAAACUCAAAUUAAUUGGCAUAGACUUGUCUUUUGAGAAAGACAAGUCUUUUGAGAAAGACAGUACCGAAGACUUCAGCAUUGAUCCACUGCCAAAAUUAAAUAGCGCAGUUUUUUCAGAAUGUUCGCUUCACAACUUUCCAUUUCAACUACUAGCCCUUUCGGAAUCCCUCCAUUUUUCAUGUGAAGACUUUAAUCCAUACAAACUCAUUGAGGACGGAAGCGCAAUGGCGUUUUUACAAAUUCCAACAUUUGAACGUUUGAAGUCUUUGAAUUUCAAAGGGACGAGGGACUCUGUGCUACAAAUCUUAAGUUGCAGCCCCAACCUUCAGAUUUUAAUUUUCACUCAGGAUAGCUUUGCCACUGAAUGGAACGGGGAGGAUGACGGAAAUUUUGUGAAACCAGACAAUAUUCCAAAAUGCAUGUCAUCCAUCACAAACUGUAUUGUACAAUCUAUCAUAACAACUAGAGAUAUGUCAUUGCUUAACUACCUUUUGGGGAACGCAGUGAACCUCCGAACCUUAGAUAUUGGUAUUGAAAAAGGAAAAUCAAAAAGCAUUUCAGAAAAAGAUCUGUCAGACACAUGGAAAGCAUCUAGAAUCUGUGAAGUUACAUUCUCUUAAGGUUUUAGAGAUGAGAAAGAGUAGUGUUGUCAUUUUUGGGAGAAAACAAGAUUUGAAGAGAAAGAGGCAAGACUAUGGAAAAGAAGAAGGAGCUUGAAGAUUUUCAUCCAUGGUGUCAAUUGAAGAUGCAAUUAGAGACCCAUUAAGUUGCUUCCAUUGAAUAAGGUAAGGGUGGGAUUCUCUUCCUAUAAUGGGGCUCAUGAACAAUUGUAUGUUGGGGAUUAGGGAUUUAGGUUAUUCAUUUAUUGUGUUGAAUCUGUUUAUGGGUGUUGUUUGAAAUUGUUGUGUUGACUGUUUUUCUGGAAAUUGAAAUUAUGUCGUUGCUGUACAUAUCAAUAUAUGAAUGGUUCUAAAACUACUAUGCCUUUGUAUGAUUCUGUUUGUUGCUCAGGUGCUGUUAACGUGGGUUUGCCGAGUGACUCUCCCAUUAGACUAUUACUCCAUUUUGUUUUAUGCAAUUUUGAUAAGUGCUGCAUAAUGUUUUCUUGCUGGUUGCCUACUGUAUUAGCUAUUAAACCAAUGAUUGAAUUUGUUAGAAUAUAUAUGAGCCCUCUUAUGUGCUUGCUUUUAUUAUGUUAAUUAAUUAAUGAUUGAAUGUGUUAGAAUAUAUAUAAGCCUGUUAUGAGCUUGCUUCCAAUGUUAACUAAUAUAUAUAAUGGAUAUGGCCAUUACGAAAUGGAAAUAUAAUUGAACAGUAGAGACAAUAAAUUGGAAACCAGUAGAAUUAAAGAAUGGUGAAGUAUGUAUAGUGAAUAGAACAAAUUCCUAGUUAACAUUAGUAAUUAUAGAAUUAAUAAAUAGUUCCGUUUGAUCAAAAUAGUCGAAUUAAGCGGUAUGAUUAGAUGACCGGAAUUUGAUGAAAAUCGACGUGGUAGCUAAAUUUAAUUAGUAGAUUAACAUGGUGGUGUUAUUUUGUUGAAAUUGUGAUAUUUUACGAAUCGACUGAAAUUGUAUUUGGUUUAAAUAUUCUUUAUAAAUAAAUUAUAAUAAUUUAAUAGAAUUGUCAAUAGAGUUGUUAGAGUUGUCAAUAGAGUUGUUAGAGUCGACAAUAAGUUGUCAGAGUUGUUUUGAAUUAUUAAGAGUCAUAUUUUUAUUUGUUUUGAGUAAUUCUGACAUGUUUAGAGUUGUCAGUGUAUAACGUCGGUGUUUGUUUUUUUAUUGGAACUUUAACAAUUCAUAUCUUUUGAACCGUAACUCCGUUUGAGUCUUCGUUCGAGGCGUUAGAAAGCUAGCGUGAUAUUCUUUUCAAUAAAAAUGGUUUUGAGCAAUAGAAUGCUAGAAAUUGGAAAUGGAGUAGAAAUUGAAGUGAAUUAAAUUAAUAUAGUUUGAUAUUAAUUGGUUAAAUUAAUAGUUAAAUUAAUUGCAAUGAGUUUAAUUGAUUGGAAUAUACUUGAAGUUGGAUCAAUCAUUCGGUUUGUCGGUAAAUUACGGUAUUUUGAGGAUUCGUCCGUAAUUGUGUUUUGACUUGAAUAUGUAUGUUGAGAAUAAUAUAUGUAUAUGUCAUGAUGUUGUGUGUCGCUACCGCGAAAAUUAACAGAGUCGCCACUAACAUAUUUAUCCUGAAAAGGAAGGGAAUGCCAGCAAACCACAAAACAAAACAACGGUCUCACGACCAGAGAAAAGGGUAAGGGAGUCGGUUACGCGAGGGGAAGGUGUUAGCACCCCACGCGCCCAUCGUACUCGAUGGUAUCCACGCUUGUGUCUAAAUCUAUGGGUGUGUAACAAAUCUACGCUAAUCUGGACUAAAAUGAAUGCAGAAUGUAGGGAAAAGAAAGUGUUAUGCUCGCACGGGCCCUACCCCGCUGCCUACGUAUCUGUUUUGCAGAAUCAGAGCUACCGUAGCUCGGCUAACUAAUUUUGUUUGUUUUGUGUUUUUUAGGUGAACAAGUUACAUUCACACUCCGCUGCUCGACCUUUGGAGACUUAUGCUGGGAAUGGAGCGGAAAUAACAAGCUCUUAAGAAAAGAAAAUCAAAGAGUGUGGUUUGUGUUUUAAAGAAUGCAUGAGGAAGACCUAAGCUAAGGGGGAAAGCUUGCUACCUAAUGUUAUCAUACAAAGGGUACAAGUCUAAGCUAAACUAGCAACCUACGCGAAAAAAGGGGAAGCACACAAUAAUAUCACACAAACGAGCAUCCGCUCGUAAAGCAAACAAAACCAACGGUACUGACCGAAUGGUAGAAAAGCGGUCCCGCCAUAGCCAAGGGGAGCAGCUCAACCCAAGUCAACCAAGCAUUAGACCUCGCGAAAAUGAUCGGGCCAUAGACAAGAGGGCGGACCCCUCUCAGCAACCAAGCCGUCACGGAUCGUAAAGGAAAACGGUGCGUGUGUACACCGAGCAUCAACGUCGAGUGACAUGAGCUAUAGGAAAGGCGGGGGUCCGGCUACAUGAACCCUUUUCCUGACAUACUCGAUAACAAGAUCUUUUGCACGUUCGGAAGCGAGCAACGCGAGGCGUGCGCAUACUGAACAGACUCGAUGAGACUAGGCGGGGGUUGAUUACGAACCCUUGACCGCAUGCCUUCCAUGAGGACUUAACGGAGUGCCAUAUAGGACUUAUUACACCGUGACUCCCUGCCGCAAAGCACAAAUGUAAACACACCAACAAAAACAGAGCCUCUUUCGAGGGCUUGGCCAGAUGCAUGUCUAGGUCCUACUUCUCAUGUUAAAGGAUGAUGCGAGAAAGCGAUAAAGUACAGAAAGAAGUAAAAUGAAACGGAAUCAAUACCAAACGGAUGAUGAUCCGUAAACUAAAACGAAGAGAGCGAGUAAACUAGGAUCCCGCGAGCGAGCUAGCAAAAGCAACAGCAAACAUGUCAGCACUCCGAUUAAAAUCCGCAUAAGCAAUCAAGAAUCGGCGCGAUGAAAAUAAAUCACGCGCCAACGUGUGCAUCGGGCACAACGAAUACCAUACACCUGCAAGGGAAACAGAAGUCCGGACAAGCAAGUAUAAUGAUAAAGGAUGCGUGUAGAAACGCGAAUCAGAGAGAGGAUAAAUGUCGUGUCCCGCAAAUAAAGCGGAACACGAGAGCGGGCAUCGACCAGAGCCUCCAUGUUGCCUUGCAUACUAGCACACACGUUAGAGAUAACAAGACACCGCAAUCGGAAUUGCGUUAUUGAAUUAUAAGCUGAACCGGAAAUGGAUAACAGAAUAGAAAGUGAAAACAUAACAAAAGCAAACAAGAAGAAACAUGAGAUAGUAUUCAAGAGCAAAUCAAAUAUGUACACUAAAACUACGGAAGCCAACACAAGUAUUUACAUGCACAACGGUACACCGAAACGUCGAAACCGGGUAAAAAUGAUAAAAAACUAAACUUGUCGGAAUUAAACCAAAAUUUUAUGGUAAGCUAGAAACGUGCCAAAGAACUCAAAUAUGCGGUCGGAAUUUAUUAAAUCGGCUCGGAAGCACGAUUUCCGAAACGGGACAGUAGCGAAAACGAUAAAAAAAGUCGUCCGAAACCGAGAAUAAACCUCACCAUCAGCUCUGGAAGCAUUAUUCUACUCAAGAAACAUUAUUCACAUUCGCAAAAAUUCAACACGGUUCAAGAGUUAUGACAUUUUGAAGUAAAGCCGACACACCGCGCGAGUUAUGGAAAAAUUCGGAAAGAAAGAAAAUAGCAUGGUGUAGCAGCAAGUUCCAGCACUUAGAGGCAUUUAUUAACACACAAGAAAGCUCUACUAUCACUUAGAAUUAACAAACAAACAACACAAUAAAGUUUAGACAAAAAUCCUUCAAAAAAACUAUGUUUUCAUGAGUUGAAAAUAAUGAAAUGCAACACCAAUACAAAGCCAAGAAAAUUCUGCAUUAUGCUACCUUUAAAACAGCCCCAACAACUCAUAGAAGUCACACAUAAACACCAAGAAAUGACUCAUGGCAAUUGGCUCAAAGUAUAUUAUUGGCAAGAGCGAAGAUAACAUAGAAUCAUGAUUUUCAAGAGUGUAAUCACUACAAUUCUCCACAUUAAACUCACAUUUGUGCACCAAGUAUAUUCAACUUCAAUCAUUAUCAUCAAGCACAACAACAACAAGAAUCAACCUCAAAAAUUCAGCAUCAUGCUCAUGGUUAUAACCUCUCAUGUCAACACCAAUUAUCAUGCUUAAGUUGAAAUUCACAUUCUAAAAUUGAACCAAACAAGUCCUACUUCUAAAAUUCAUCCACAUGCACCUUAAUUCACAACAACUCAAUAUUAUCAAACCAUCACAAUUCUCUUAAUCAAAUCAUCAAACACUUUGUGUGCAUAUAUUUAAUUCAUAGAGCAUUAUCAAUAUAUCAUCAACAACUAUUCACCGGUAAAUCUCGAAUUCAAUCAAAUAAUCAAGAUCAACACGAAUCAUUCAAUCAACAAACAAUUAUCAUCAUCAAUUAUCAUAGAUCCAUCAUCCGCAAUCAAACAUCAUCAUCAAUUAAUCAAGAACAAAGCAUGAAUCUAGAUUUGAAUUCACAUAAUGAUCAACAAUUAAGCACUUAAUUCAAGAUCCGAAAGCUUACCGGAUGAAGAUCUAAACCGACGCGCGAACACCAACACGACACGAACGCAAACGCGAAGCAAAGACGAAAAGUGAAUCCCAAGGGGAGAGAGAGGCGCGCGCGAAGUGUAUAGGAGAGAGGAGGAGAAACUUCGAUCCGAUCUUCACUUUUCAAUCCAUGUUGUUUUUUAUUCUUGAAGAAGAUUGAUGAAUAUUGAUGAAAGUUUUGUGUAAUUUGUGGUUUUGAUUUGAGAGAAAUGAGAGAGAAUUGAGAGAAAGUGUUUUUGAUUAUUUUGGGUGAAUUGAAGUUAUGAGAGUCCUCCCCCUUGAUUUGUGAAGAGCAAAAUGUUUAUAUAUUGUCAACGCGAAAUGUCCAAAUUGCCCUCGGUGCGUCUCAUUUGGCUCGCUUUUAAGGAAACUCGGUUCGGCUCUGAAUUCCGGAACGAAACCGAUGCCAUUAUGAAGAUGACCAAAUUUGUGAUCCGUCGCCGCGAGAAUCACCUUAAUCCGAUAAGCGAUGAAGAAAAUACGCCUGUUUGAAUGACGAGAAACGUUGAUUCAUCUGGCGCGACUGUGCGAAAUUUUGUGAGUACCGCUCAAAGAACUCGAUAAAAACCUAUCUUCGGCUCAGAAUCUGAACAGGCAUGUGUGACGAAGAAUCGAAGCUAACGAAAUUUCUGAGAGAAUGCCGCCGGAAUGGACUUCAUACGAUAAAAAUCGAAGAAGUUAUGAAUUUUCGAACUCGGCGCGACAUGCUCGAAAACACACUUUUCACUGAAAAAUCAAGGCGUUCUUCAAAAUGCUGGGAAUUUUUGGUGCAUAAUUGGUCUUCGGUCCGAACAUAUAAAAUCUUGGUAAUGAUGACACGGAGCUCCAGUUAAAUUUUCAAGCGAAUCCGACGAGCGGAUUGUGAGAUAUGAAUUUUUUAUUGUCCGAAAACCCUACAUUCAGCACCGUUUUUCACUGCGAAACCUCAAGUAAUUUGCAAAUUUGACGACCUUCUUCAAAGAAUUAGCUUCCGAGCCGAACACGAAAGUUGUAGACAUCGUCGAAACAGUCAAGAUAACGCGGGAACUAAGCUCAUAUCACCUUCCAAAUAUGACUUGCGAAUUUUUUCUCGUAUUUCCACUGUUUAAACCAUUUUUCACGCCUUUCUUCUUGAACCCAUGAAAACUCUUUAUUAUUUUUCUUCAAUUUUUGAAUGACGAAAUAAACGUCAUUAUUAACUUAUAGCUCAAAUAAAGAGGGCAAAUUUUGGGGUGCAACAGCUGCCCCUAUUCAAACUUCUUGAACCUGACGAGCGAGAAACGAAAGUUUCGAACCGUUGAGGUGGAAGGAGAUUGAAUACCAGAAUGAACUCGAAAAUUUGCGCUCUUGAUCAAUAAAAGAUUCCGUCUUGUGAUAAGAAGGAAUGUACCACCCCGCAAGCAGGGAGAAAAAACUUCAAUUGACCUGAAUAAUUAAAUAAGCUCCAACUUGCGAUAAGAAGGAACAGAUAACCCCACAGGCAGGGGAAAAGACUUCAAUUGAUCUGGGCAUCAAAAGAAGUAACAUCUCGGCUGAUCUGGGCAUCAGGCGUAGCAGAUGUCUUCCGAACAGGAAUCGGGGAUAGAUGUCUAAGUCGAUCUAGGGAUCGAAAUGAGAUAUUCCGGCUGAUCUGGGCAUCAACGGGUAGUAAAUAUCUCUGGUCUGGGCACCAAGGCGACAUCUCCAUCUGAUGCAAUUAAAUCAUCAGGCAGAUAUUCCAACUGAUCUGGGUAUCAGCGGCUUGCUCCUUCGUAAGAUCGACGAGAUCCGGAGGCGGUUCCCUCAACCGAAAGUCUGGUUUAUCAGGAAUAGGAACAAUAUCUCUUCCGAACUGUGUACGCCGGGAAAGGAAGUCUUUAACUGAUCUAGGCUCGAUGCUAGAAAAUAAGUAGAACAAUCCUCUUCUGAAUGACAAAGUCAAUCAGGUAGAUAUCUCCAUCUGAUCUGGGUAUCAGUGGCUUGCUCCUUUGUAAGAUCGAC